AUGGAUCAUGACUCAGGCGAAGGGAAGCUGGAGAGUGCGCCAAAGUUCGACGGGAGCGACUAUUGGACUUGGAGCUUCCGAUUUGAGCAAUGGGCAGAGGCACACGAUCUAUGGGGGUACUUUGAUGGUUCGGAGGAGCGGCCUGCAUCGGGUGACGCACGGUUAAAGUGGGAGAGGAGAAAUCAAAAGGCAUUUGCCCAAUUCUGCAAUGCCUUGGUGCCAGAUGAGUUGAUUCGCUUGGAUGAGGGACAUGCAUGGCAGCGAUGUCCUCAUCGACCUAAGGGAGGCAUUCCGGCAUUCUUAAAGCGGGGGGGUCGUGGAUCCAACGGCAAGGCACAGGUGGCGGAUGAGGAGGAGCAGGAUGACAAGGCAGAGGCAGUGGUUGGAGAGGCAGUUGCAGCAGUGGGAGAGGAGCAGCCACGAGAGGGGUGGUGGAUUGACAGUGGGGCCAGCCACAACUUUACUCCUUAUGCAUCGGACUUCAAAAGUAAGCUUCAGCCACCAGAGGUUCGGGGAGUUAGAUUGGGAGAUGGACGGGUGGUGAAAGCUGUUGGCAUGGGUGAGGUGCCAGUGGUUGGUGCUGGACGUCAGCUGCUGAGGAUUCAAAAGGUCCACCUUGUGCCUGAGAUGCACAAGCGUCUGCUGUCAGUCCCACACCCCACCUCUCGAGAUGUCAUUGUCACAUUCAAGGGCAAGAAAUGUGUUCUUAAACAGGGGGAGAGGGUGUUGGCGAUUGGAGAAAAGGAGAGGGGCAGGGACCAUGGAUUGGUGCAGAUGUCUCUUCCUCUUGCUCGGGGCACACAAGGCAGUGCUCUUGUAGCUGGGUCCUCCUCAUUUUCCCCAUUGACCCUUGCUCAUCGCCGCCUUGGUCACACCGCCCCCACAACAUUGCAACAGAUGGCUCGGGGGAACUGUGUACUGGGCUUGGAGAUCGGGGGGGAGAGCACUGAUUGCUCCCCAUGUGAACCUUGCUUAUUGGGAAAGUCGGCUCGGAAGCCGUUUCCCCACGAGGCGUCUCGGGCACUUGGGCCUUUGGAUGAGGUCCACAUGGAUUUGUGGGGGCCAGUGCGCACACCGUCACUGGGAGGAGCGGUGUAUGUCCUCAGUCUCAUUGACGACUUCACCAGACGAGUUUGGUCGUUCCCACUCCCCAACAAGGAAUCGGCCACAGUCGCAAAAGUUCUUCGCCAGUGGCAUAAGGACGUGGAGUUGGAGUGUGGGCGGAAGCUGAAGGCUGUUCGCUCCGACAGGGGUGGCGAGUUCUUGGGGGACGCUGUGAAAGCAUGGAAAGCGGAGUUUGGCAUCAAAACCCAAUUUAGUGUCGCAGAUACACCGCAGCAGAAUGGGGUCGUGGAGAGGUGGCACAGGACGAUGGCAGAGGGGAUUCGCACAUUGUUGGUCGACAGUGGUCUCCCUGCUCGCUUGUGGGGUGAAGCAUUGAUGUGGGUCGUGUGGGUUAAGAAUAGGGUCACCCACAGUGCUUUGCCUGCCUCCAUCACACCAAUGGAGGCGUGGUCCGGCCAGAAGCCGCAUGUGGGCAUGGCUCGGAUUUGGGGUUGCAUGGGGAGUGUCAUGCAACAUGGGCAUGAGAAGGGUGGCAAGCUUGAUGCACAGGCUGUCAUGUGUGUCUGUGUUGGGGUGGACAUGGAGAGCAAGGGUUGGCGCAUGCUGGACCCUUCUCUCAUGCGCAUUCGCAUUGCUCGGGAUGUUGAUUUUCUUGAGAAUGUGAUGUGGAAGGAUUGGGACAAGGCAAAGGGAUUUGGGGAGCUUCUGCAGGAUGCAGCUGCGAUUUCCCAACUCCUCCCUCUUCCACUCUCGCCACCCUCAGCACCGGCUGACGACGUUGAGAUGCCACCUUCAUCACUGCCACCGGCACCGCUGAGUGUGUCGAUGCAGCAGCAGCCCACCCCUUUGCAGCAGCUCAGUGGCCCCUCGGUCAUUCAGCGGAGAUCCGCUACACAGGCUACUUCCUCUUCCUCCUCCUCUGGUCAGCGCUCUGUCCCUCUCUCUACGAGUGCCCCUCCGUCACCAGCGACUACCUCCCCACCACCGGUUACGGGGAGGUGGAAGGUGUUGCACUGGCAGGUGUGA
Messenger RNA from Closterium sp. Naga37s-1, 2091 nucleotides. The record is from the annotation of a GenBank genome assembly. NCBI's taxonomy places the organism in Eukaryota, Viridiplantae, Streptophyta, Zygnematophyceae, Desmidiales, Closteriaceae.